AUGGACCAGACCCACACACGAGCCCUAGAGGCUCUCCAGCCAUUUAUCCACCUAGCCCGCUCCAACAACGCAGGCUCACCUCGCUUUAUCGCCAGUUUGAUCACAAAUGCCACUUCAAGCACACAAACCUACGUCUUCGCAGAGCUACUCGAGCUGCCGACAGUCCAAGCAUUACGGUCACCAGAUACUCCAGCCGAGUUCAAGGGAUAUCUAAAGCUACUAGAGAUCUUUGCAUGGGGCACAUGGCAAGAAUAUCAAACGACCCCAAACCUCCCCGAGCUGAACACCGAACAAACACUCAAACUUCGCCUCCUCUCACUCCUCACCCUCUCAACAACAAUCAAACCCCUCACCUACAGCGCCCUGAUGACCGCCCUCAGCACCCCCACAAAGGCCGAGCUCGAAUCCCUCGUAACAACAGCCAUCUACGCCUCCCUGAUAUCAGGCCGCCUCUCACCAGCAUCCAACCCACCAUCCGUGAACGUCACAGCUGUUGCCCCACUCCGCGACGUCCAACCGCAGUCCCUCCCCAAGAUGAUCGCCACCUUGGGCGAGUGGGAAUCCCGCUGUGGCGAGGUCAUCUCCGAUCUGGAGGUGGAGAUUGCGCGCGUCAAGAGCGACGCUGUGAAGCGUGGUGUACGCUCCCAGGCGCACAAUGAGGCACUCGAGGAAGCUCUUAAGAGGAAGCAAAAUGCGGGGAAGAAGGGUGGUCGGCGUGGUGGUCGGCUUGGCGGUGGUAUUGGAGGGAGUAAGAGGGAUGCAGACGAUAUUGAUGAAGAUGAUGGGUUCUUCGAGACUUACGAUGGGGGUGAGCAUGGCUCGCGCAUGGAUAUUGAUGAGACGCCUGGUGCUCGUGCGGGAAGCAGUCGGCAGCCAAAGAGGGUGUUGGGGCGCAAGUCUUGA
Molecule: messenger RNA, 903 nt
Organism: Penicillium digitatum Pd1
Lineage: Eukaryota; Fungi; Ascomycota; Eurotiomycetes; Eurotiales; Aspergillaceae
Product: putative COP9 signalosome subunit 7 (CsnG)
Cellular component (GO): COP9 signalosome
Source: RefSeq, a predicted model, not a curated record